GACGUAUUUCUUGUGGAGCCCCUACUAGUUUUUGUCACCAAAAAAUAAAUUAAAAUAAAAUAGUAUAAAAUAAUCAAUUAAUAGUGAGUGCUUAUAACCCGAAGCUACCAGGAGCGCAGAGAACACUGAAGCUCGACGAGUGGCGUGAGUGAGACAUAUAUCUGUGCGAGCGAAAGCGAUAUCAUUCUAACCGUGCCAUCCUUGCUCCUGACUCCGCCCUUCGAAUAAUGCAGAUGCGCGCCCGCGCAAGAUCCGCCCGCAAACGACCGAGACAGCUAUAGUUUCAACUGUUAUCUACACGGUCUAGACCACUCCCUCAAUAGUAAAGUGUGUGCGCCUGCGUUCGCCCCGCCCUACAAACGGAGCGCUUACCGACGGCAAUUCUGUGACUACAUUUAGGCCUACAAAGAACAUUUUAUCCUCAAAUUAUGCCUAAAACACAGCGUACGCCGCCGCAGGGUUUUAAUGUGGACACUAUCCGCACCCCUGAGCAUUCACCCACACAUUACGGAUCCGAUUCAGACCUAAAUUUGUCAUCCACCGGUACAGUGAAACACGAUAGUCUAUUGAAUAUCACAAAACGAGCGAAACGCAAAUUCUCGGACACGCCCGGAUGCUCGGCCGAUCAUUUAAACGAGUUCAGACAAAUGUUUGAAAAACUUCAAUCCCACCAAGAGGCCAAAUUUGCAACAUUAAACUCGUCUAUACAAACACUAAUUGAACAAAAUACGGAGAUACGAAAAACAGUGGACUUUAUGUCCUCACAGUACGAUACGCUUGUAAAUAAAAUUGAAUCAGUGGAAAACGAGAAUAAAGAUCUCAAGUCCCAUAUCAAGUCCCUUGAACAAAAAGUUGACGCGUUGGAGAAGGAUUCUAAGUCCACUUCGAUCGAGUUGCGUAACCUACCGAAACUAGAACAGGAAGACAAACAUUCCUUGUGCAACACUAUUAUCAACAUAAACACCGCCGUUGGCUCCACAUCAACCCUACAAGAAUCCGAGAUACGUAACAUAUAUAGAACGAAAACGGAGGCAAUAGUGGUGGAAUUCACUACUACUUCUAGGAAAGAGGAUUUGGUCCAGAAGUACAAAAUAUACAAUAAGGAACAGCGUCACGCUAAUCAGCCUCAACUCAACACAGUGACUCUCAAUAUCCCGGGCCCCAAAAAAACUGUGUUUUUAUCCGAGGCCCUAACAACCAAAGCGCGUCGAUUAUAUUACCUGACAAGAGAACUCGUGAAAAAUCACAAAAUAGUGGCUACCUGGACCUCUUACGGUAAAGUCUUCAUCAGAAAAGAAGAGAAUACACCCCCAGUGCGAGUGUUCGACGAGGGUGAACUUGCUAAUAUCGUCUCCUAAUAGUUUUUAAUUGUU
Molecule: messenger RNA, 1373 nt
Organism: Ostrinia furnacalis (Asian corn borer)
Lineage: Eukaryota; Metazoa; Arthropoda; Insecta; Lepidoptera; Crambidae
Exons: 2
Coding region: 429-1358 (309 amino acids)
Source: RefSeq, a predicted model, not a curated record